AUGUCCUUACGACUAAGCCUCGAACGUGUCUACGUAGCUGCCCUAGGCCUUGUUGCCACGAUCUCUCUUGUCGAUGCUGCGCCCUGUGACAUCUACUCUUCUGGCAACACUCCCUGCGUCGCCGCGCAUAGUACCACUCGUGCCUUGUACGACGCCUACACUGGCUCACUCUACCAAGUGAAACGAGGCUCCGACGGUGCCACAUCCAACAUCGCGCCACUUUCCGCCGGCGGUGUCGCGAAUGCGGCCUCCCAAGACACCUUUUGUGCUGGCACGACCUGCCUCAUCACGAUCAUUUAUGACCAGUCAGGCCGGGGUAAUCAUCUCACCCAGGCUCCGCCCGGCGGUUUCAGCGGCCCAGAAUCCAAUGGUUACGACAAUCUGGCUAGCGCUGUUGGCGCACCAGUCACGCUGAAUGGUCAAAAGGCGUAUGGCGUCUUCAUGUCCCCCGGUACCGGCUACCGCAACAAUGCCGCCAGCGGCACAGCUACAGGCGACGCGGCGGAAGGUAUUUACGCUGUCCUUGAUGGGACUCACUACAACGAUGCUUGCUGCUACGACUAUGGCAACGCUGAAACCAGCAGUACAGAUACAGGCAACGGCCACAUGGAGGCCAUCUACUAUGGCGACAACACUGUAUGGGGAACCGGCUCUGGCAGUGGCCCUUGGAUCAUGGUCGAUCUCGAGAACGGCUUGUUUUCUGGCUCCAGCGCUACAAACAACGCUGGUGACCCAUCCAUUUCCUACCGUUUCGUCACUGCGGCUAUCAAGGGAGAGCCAAACCAGUGGGCAAUCCGUGGCGCUAAUGCUGCGUCCGGCUCGCUAUCGACCUACUACAGUGGCGCACGUCCAAGUGUGUCUGGCUACAAUCCGAUGAGCAAAGAGGGUGCUAUAAUUCUUGGCAUCGGCGGCGACAACAGCAACGGCGCCCAGGGCACGUUCUACGAGGGCGUGAUGACCUCCGGCUAUCCGUCCGAUGCCACCGAAAACUCGGUGCAAGCUAACAUCGUAGCCGCCAAAUACGCUAUAACGUCGCUGACCAGCGGCCCGGCGCUCACCGCUGGUUCUUCGAUCUCGCUGCGGGCCACCACGCCCGGCUACACGACGCGCUACAUCGCACACAAUGGCUCUACUGUCAAUACCCAGGUCGUCUCAUCGUCUAGUACCACUGUCCUCAAACAGCAAGCCAGUUGGACAGUUACAACCGGCCUCGCCAAUAGUGGCUGCUUCUCGUUCGAAUCCGUCGACACCCCCGGCAGCUUCAUACGGCACUAUAACUUCGAGCUCUUGCUCAACGCCAACGACGGCACGAAGCAGUUCUAUGAAGACGCCACGUUCUGUCCGCAGACCGGUUUAAAUAGCCAAGGUAAUUCUAUUCGAUCUUGGAGCUACCCUACUCGCUAUUUCCGCCACUACGACAACGUGCUCUACGCCGCGAGCAAUGGUGGUGUUCAGACGUUCGACGCCACUGCUUCAUUCAACGACGACGUGAGCUGGGUAAUCAGCACCGGAUUCGCUUGA
Messenger RNA from Penicillium lagena, 1521 nucleotides. Its product is annotated as alpha-L-arabinofuranosidase B. NCBI's taxonomy places the organism in Eukaryota, Fungi, Ascomycota, Eurotiomycetes, Eurotiales, Aspergillaceae. The transcript has a single exon. Gene Ontology annotation, molecular function: alpha-L-arabinofuranosidase activity. The record is from RefSeq and is a predicted model, not a curated record. Bases 1 to 1521 code for a protein of 506 amino acids. Gene Ontology annotation, biological process: L-arabinose metabolic process; pectin catabolic process; arabinan metabolic process.